CUUCCGCGGGCGCCCAACCGUGCGUCUCUUGCGUGCUGACGUCAGGUGCGUGCCCCUGUCCGGCAGGCGAGGAGACCCCGCGCAGUGCUGCCAACGCCCCGGCGGAGAAGCUGAGGUCAUCAUCAACUUUGAAUUAUUUAAAGUGGAUACAAAACUAUUUCUGCCAUGCAGACAAUUAAGUGUGUAGUUGUGGGCGAUGGUGCUGUUGGUAAAACAUGUCUCCUGAUAUCUUAUACAACAAAUAAAUUUCCAUCUGAAUAUGUACCAACUGUUUUUGACAACUAUGCAGUCACGGUUAUGAUUGGUGGAGAGCCAUAUACUCUUGGACUUUUUGAUACUGCAGGGCAAGAAGAUUAUGACAGAUUACGACCACUGAGUUAUCCACAAACGGAUGUAUUUCUAGUCUGUUUUUCAGUGGUUUCUCCGUCUUCAUUUGAAAAUGUGAAAGAAAAGUGGGUGCCUGAGAUUACUCACCACUGUCCAAAGACUCCUUUCCUGCUUGUUGGGACCCAAAUUGAUCUUAGAGAUGACCCUUCCACUAUUGAGAAACUUGCCAAGAACAAACAGAAGCCUAUUACUCCAGAGACUGCUGAAAAGUUGGCACGUGAUCUGAAGGCUGUCAAGUAUGUGGAGUGUUCUGCACUUACACAGAAAGGCCUAAAGAAUGUGUUUGAUGAAGCAAUAUUGGCUGCCUUGGAGCCUCCAGAACCGAAGAAGAGCCGCAGGUGUGUGCUGCUAUGAACAUCUCUUCAGAGCCCUUUCUGCACAGCUGGUGUCGGCAUCAUACUAAAAGCAAUGUUUAAAUCAAACUAAAAUUAAAAAUUAAAAUUUGUUUCUGCAAUAAUGACAAAUGCCCUGCACCUACCCACAUGCACUCAUGUGAGACAAGGCCCGUAGGUAUGCCCCCUUCGCCUUCCAACUACUAGUUAAUUUUGAUAAUUGUGUAUUGUCAGAAAGUGAUCAGUACUAGUUUUUGUUGUUUCAAAAAAAAAACUUUUUUGUUUGUUUAAAAGCAAGGCAUGCUUGUGAUGACUGUAACAGACUAAUUUUGAAUUGUUGAAGCUGCUCCCUGGUUCCAUUUUAGACAGUAAUCUGGGACAUUUUAGAGACUUUUUUGGGGGGUGGGGGUCAUGUGUGUGGGAUUCAUUUUUUAGUAUUUUUUAAAAAAAGAAAUUAACCAGUGGACAGCUCUUCGGGGAGGAAGACGGAUUAUUUCCACAUUCCACUUCCUAGAUCUAGCAUAGAAAAUGUGUUCCCCAUCUGGUGCUCUUAGGAAGGAGUAUAGUAAAUGCCUCAUUUAGUAACAUACUCCUUUUUGAAAGUUGCCUUUUUUUCUCCACCCUUGAGUAGAUCCAGUGUUUGAUGAAGCUCAUGGAAGUGGGUGGAAGCCGUCUUGCCCUCCCCUUUUCUAGGAUGCACUCUGUAUGUGACUGUGACUUCCAAGGAAAUCUGUUUGCCAUUUGCUUUUUUUUUUUUUUUUUUUUUGAGGGGGAAGUGAUUUCUAACUUCUUUUACCUCAUAAGUGAAGAAAAGUAUUGCACCUUUUGAAACACACCAAAUUGAUUGACUUCAUUACAUAUUUUUUUUUCUUGUCAGUCAUUGUCUUAUGUACUUAGCAUAGAUUUGCAAGUCAGUAGUGUGUGGUCUUCCUAGAAGCCAGCUGAAGAUUGGCCCACAGAGAAACUCUGAGAGGGGUGCUGGAAGACAGAUGCCUGUGGGAUGACUGGCAUCCUUUCUGGUGAUGAGGCUGCCAGGCCUGCUUCUUGAGAAGCUGGGGCCGGUAGAAGGGCAACACUUAACCAACAUGGGGACCAGUCAGGGGAAUCCCUUUUUUCUGUCUUGCAUAUAAGGAACCCUUGAGCAACCUGCUGAAGCUCUCCGGUUUAAU
Messenger RNA from Dipodomys spectabilis (banner-tailed kangaroo rat), 1888 nucleotides. RefSeq names its product cell division cycle 42 (gene Cdc42). Gene Ontology annotation, cellular component: dendritic spine. The transcript is spliced from 6 exons. The record is from RefSeq and is a predicted model, not a curated record. Lineage: Eukaryota; Metazoa; Chordata; Mammalia; Rodentia; Heteromyidae. Gene Ontology annotation, biological process: modification of synaptic structure; small GTPase-mediated signal transduction. Bases 166 to 741 code for a protein of 191 amino acids. Gene Ontology annotation, molecular function: GTP binding; GTPase activity.